AUGGGUAUUUUCAGAUCUGAGACUAUGGUACACGGUACCCUAGUAAUUCCUCACGAGAGAGCGAGAAGCUGUAUAGACCUGCUGAGCAGACACGCGAACAUCCAGUACAUAGAUAUGAACGAGAAGAGAAUGGAGAGGCCGUACAAAAACUAUGUGCAGAGAAUAGACCACAUGGAGAGAAUGAUAAGAGUGCUGUACGAGGAAAUAGGAAAGCUCCCAAACUCGAAGAUAGUUAGACACAACAUCGACAACUUCCUGGAACACGAUAACAUGUAUAGACUGGACCAGGUGGAGGAGUCGCUGGUGAAGCUGUACGACCAGUUCCAGAUGUUCAAAGAAAACGAUCUGCUGCUGAGGUCGGAGCGAGACGAGGCGCUGAGCGAGUACUACGUGCUGCUGGUGGCGCUGAAGCAGCUGAACCCGCAGACGGAAAGGUCGCUGUCGGACGUGCACGCGCACUUCUCGCCAUACUCGUCGAACGUGGACGUGUCGGAGGCAAACGAGCACCUGCUGAACGAAGUGACGCAGUCGGACACGGAAAUGAUUAACCUGUCGCCAGCGGAAGGAACGUCGAACUCGUCGAUAUCGAUAUCGUUCACGAACAUAGCAGGGCUGAUCAGCUCGCAGGAGAAGGAGGCGUUCUCGAGAGCAAUCUUCAGAGCAAUGCGCGGAAACGUGUUCACGCUCCUCCACGACACGACUGAGCUGAAGGAGGUGGUGCUCUCGGCAGGGCUGGUGGACGAGGAGGAUUUCGACGCGGAGGACAAGACCGUGUUCGUAAUAUACUGCCAGUCCUCGAGCAACAGCGCAACGUACAAUAAAAUCAAGAAGCUGUGCACAGGUUUCCAGGCGAAGCUGUUCAACUGGGCAAAAACGCAGGACGACGCAAGGUCGCGCCUGCUGCUGCUCCAGGAAAGAAUCAUGGAUAAGCAGAGAGCACUGGAGGCGUACAAGAAGUACUUCAGAGAUGAAAUCGCGUGCAUGCUGGAGGUGAUCAGGCCGGGAGGAAACAGCAUCAUCGAGGAGUGGUUCCUGUUCUGCAAGAAGGAAAAGUACCUCUACUACAUCCUGAACCACUUCGAAGGAAGCGAUAUCACGCUGAGGGCGGACUGCUGGUUCCCAGCGGAGGAGGAGGAAAACAUAAGGGAGCACCUGCUGGCGGAGAGAGCGCAGGGCAGCGUGAGCGCGCUGCUGCUGGUGGACAACCAGCCGCACACGACUGGCCACGGAGCGGAUACGCACGUGCCGCCGACCUACAACAAGACGAACAUGAUCUCGAAGUCGUUUCAGAACGUAGUGGACACGUACGGGAUCCCGAGGUACAAGGAGGUUAACCCGGCGCCCUUCACAAUCGUGACAUUCCCCUUCCUCUUCGGACUCAUGUUCGGAGACAUCGCGCACGGGACCUGCGUGAUACUCUUCGCGCUCUUCCUCAUCUUCUCAUAUCGCAAGCUGAAGCGCAAGUUCACGGGAGACAUCUCGAACAUGAUCAUCGAGGCGCGCUACAUGAUCCUGCUCAUGGGGAUCAUGGCGACGUACACAGGCUUCAUCUACAACGACUUCCUCUCAAUCCCGAACAAUUUCUUCGGCACUAAGUGGGUGCCGAGCGGGACUGUGGACAAGCUGAACAGCGACGGCACGUACACGGACACGUUCGUGAGGGCGGCGGGCUCGUUCCCGGUGGUCUUCGGACUCGACUCGGCGUGGAUAGGAGCGCUGAACGAGCAGUCGGUGCUGCACUCGUUCAAGAUGAAGUUCUCGGUGAUCAUCGGAUUCGUGCAGAUGACGCUGGGAAUCGUGCUCAAGGGCUUCAACGCAGUCUACUUCGCGAGCUUCCUGGACUUCUUCUUCGAGUUCCUCCCGCAGCUGGCAAUGAUGUGCUCAUUCGUGGGAUACAUGAACUUCCUGAUCUUCUACAAGUGGCUGACGCCGGUCGACAACGGGUUCGCGAAGCCGAGCAUCAUCACGACGCUGAUCGACAUGUGCCUGAUGAAGAAGCUGGAGAAGAACGAGAUCAUGUACGCGAGUCAGCAGUCGGUGCAGAAGUUCCUGGUGAUCGUGCUGCUGACCUCAGUGCCGAUGAUGCUGAUUCCGAAGCCGCUGAUCCUGUACUUCACGCUGAAGAAAAACAGGAGGUCGCACGGCUCGACCUCGACCUCGGGACGCGACUACGAGAUGGUCUACUGCGGUCCCGAGGACCUCGACGCAAUAGCGAGCGAGAGCAUACCGAACUACCCGCACCGGAGAACGAGCAUGGACCUGGGGACCGCUCGCUUCAAGCGAGUCGAGGGCUCGGGCAAGGAGUUCUCGGUGACGAUCAACCGAGAGGAGGAGGACCCGGAGGGAGGCCACGGGCACAUGAAGCUGUCGGACAUAGUGAUUCACCAGUUCAUAGAAACCAUCGAGUUCAGCCUCGGCACCAUCAGCAACACGGCCUCGUACCUGAGGCUGUGGGCGCUCUCACUCUCGCACCAGCAACUCUCGCUGGUGCUCUUCAAGCAGCUCGUUUUCAGCGCCCUCGACAGCCAGUCGAACGUGGUCGUGAAGGUGAUCGACCUCUUCAUAAGGACGAACUUCUUCUCAGUGGUGACAUUCUUCAUCAUGCUCUGCAUGGACUCGCUCGAGUGCUACCUGCACGCGCUGCGUCUGCAGUGGGUCGAGUUCCAGAACAAGUUCUACAAGGCCGACGGGUCCCUGUUCAAGCCGUUCAACAUAAAGCUCCUGCUCAACGACCCGAGCCUGAUGGAGGUCAAGUAG
Messenger RNA from Theileria orientalis strain Shintoku, 2757 nucleotides. Its product is annotated as vacuolar H+-ATPase subunit. Gene Ontology annotation, cellular component: vacuolar proton-transporting V-type ATPase, V0 domain; vacuolar proton-transporting V-type ATPase complex. The transcript is spliced from 2 exons. The record is from RefSeq and is a predicted model, not a curated record. Gene Ontology annotation, biological process: proton transmembrane transport; vacuolar acidification. NCBI's taxonomy places the organism in Eukaryota, Apicomplexa, Aconoidasida, Piroplasmida, Theileriidae. Gene Ontology annotation, molecular function: ATPase binding; proton-transporting ATPase activity, rotational mechanism. Bases 1 to 2757 code for a protein of 918 amino acids.